Lachancea fermentati is the source of this 444-nucleotide messenger RNA. The record is from the annotation of a GenBank genome assembly. NCBI's taxonomy places the organism in Eukaryota, Fungi, Ascomycota, Saccharomycetes, Saccharomycetales, Saccharomycetaceae.
AUGUCUGCCAACCUCACUGAAGAACAGAUUGCUGAGUUUAAGGAAGCUUUUGCUUUGUUCGAUAAAGACAACAAUGGGUCAAUCUCUUCUUCGGAACUGGCCACCGUAAUGAGAUCUUUGGGCCUAUCCCCUAGUGAAGCAGAAGUCGCUGACUUAAUGAAUGAAAUCGAUGUGAACGGUAACCACAGAAUUGAGUUUAGCGAGUUUCUAGCCUUGAUGUCUCGCCAACUGAAGUCCAAUGACUCAGAGCAAGAGUUGCUUGAGGCAUUUAAAGUAUUUGACAAAAAUGGUGACGGGCUGAUCUCUGCAGCCGAACUGAAACAUGUGUUGACCUCCAUUGGUGAGAAGUUGACUGAUGCUGAGGUAGAUGAGAUGUUGAGAGAAGUGAGCGAUGGAAGUGGUGAAAUCAAUAUUAAACAAUUUGCUGCUCUUUUAUCUAAAUAA